Molecule: messenger RNA, 2748 nt
Organism: Athalia rosae (coleseed sawfly)
Lineage: Eukaryota; Metazoa; Arthropoda; Insecta; Hymenoptera; Athaliidae
Gene: serp
Product: chitin deacetylase 1
Exons: 6
Coding region: 269-1867 (532 amino acids)
Biological process (GO): carbohydrate metabolic process
Cellular component (GO): extracellular region
Molecular function (GO): chitin binding; hydrolase activity, acting on carbon-nitrogen (but not peptide) bonds; protein binding
Source: RefSeq, a predicted model, not a curated record
AUAAGGCCAGGUGAGUGGCGCGCUCAGCCAGUCCGUAAGCGGUCCAUAACCGAGGGCCCGCCCUACUUUGUCCGCAAACUCCAAAGUUUUAUAGAUAUAUAUAUAUAUUUUUUCUUUAUCGCGUACCGAUCCCGUCCCCCCGGAAGUGCAGCAGGAGUGAAAAUACCGUAUACGCUAUAAGGGGAAGAGGGACCAGAUCUAACUGUGCCAAGGGAAUAGGACCGAAAGUUUUUAACCGGAACUAAAAUUAGUAAAAAUUUACCUCAGGAUGAGGUCCUCGACGGUGCUCGUCGCUCUGGCAACUCUGGGCAUCGCUGCCGCGAUCCGAGUGAAGCGUCAGGACGACGGUAAGAAGGAAGACAGUUUCGAGCAGGAGAUAUGCAAGGACAAAGACGCCGGGGAGUGGUUCAGAUUGGUACCCGGCGAGGGUUCGAAUUGCCGAGACGUAAUCCAGUGUACGAGCUCCGGUCUGCAGGCCCUGAGGUGUCCGACCAGUCUCUACUUCGACAUUGAAUCGCAGACCUGCGAUUGGGAGGGCUCCGUUAAAAAUUGCAAGUCCAAAAGCAAGGAGAGGAAAGUGAAGCCUCUCCUUUACACGGACGAACCCCUCUGCCAAGACGGUUUUCUGGCCUGCGGUGACGGAAACUGCAUCGAAAGAGGACUCUUCUGCAACGGGGAGAAAGACUGCACCGACGGUUCCGACGAAAAUACCUGCGACAUGGACAACGACCCCAACAGAGCGCCACCCUGCGAUCCGGCGGUCUGCGUUCUGCCGGACUGCUUCUGUUCCGAAGACGGUACCACCGUCCCCGGUGACCUUCCGGCCAAGGACGUACCCCAGAUGAUCACCAUCACCUUCGACGACGCUAUAAACAACAACAACAUCAAUCUUUACAAGGAGAUGUUCAACGGUAAGAGGAAGAAUCCGAACGGAUGCGACAUCAAAGCGACAUUCUUCGUAUCCCACAAGUACACGAAUUACUCGGCGAUGCAGGAGACCCACAGGAAAGGUCACGAGAUCGCCGUACAUUCCAUAUCUCACAACGACGACGAGCAGUUCUGGUCGAACGCCACGGUGGACGACUGGGCCAAGGAGAUGGCGGGGAUGAGGAUAAUCGCUGAAAAAUACGCAAACCUGACCGACAACAGCGUGGUAGGAGUACGAGCCCCGUACCUCAGAGUCGGCGGCAACAACCAGUUCACGAUGAUGGAGGAACAGGCCUUCCUUUACGACUCUACCAUCACCGCGGCCCUCAACAAUCCUCCCCUAUGGCCGUACACGAUGUACUUCCGAAUGCCCCACAAAUGUCACGGAAACCUUCAACACUGUCCGACAAGAUCUCACGCCGUCUGGGAGAUGGUGAUGAACGAGUUGGACCGCAGGGAGGAUCCGGAGAACGACGAAUACCUUCCGGGUUGCGCUAUGAUCGACUCCUGCAGCAACAUACUGACCGGCGAUCAGUUCUACGAUUUUCUCAAUCACAAUUUCGACCGUCACUACAAACAGAAUCGCGCGCCCCUCGGUCUUUACUUCCACGCAGCGUGGUUGAAGAAUAAUCCCGAGUUCCUCGACGCCUUCUUGUACUGGAUCGACGAAAUUCUGGCCAACCACAACGACGUUUACUUCGUCACGAUGACUCAAGUCAUCCAAUGGAUCCAAAGUCCCAGGACGAUAAGCGAGUCGAAGAACUUCGAAUCGUGGAGGGAGAAGUGCUCCGUCGAAGGGAUUCCGGCCUGUUGGGUGCCGCACAGCUGCAAGCUCACCUCCAAGGAAGUUCCCGGGGAAACUAUCAACCUUCAGACCUGCGUGAGAUGCCCGAACAACUACCCGUGGAUCAACGAUCCCACGGGAGACGGUUUCUUCUAAGCUCCUUUGGAAGAAUUGAUAACGAACAAAAAGAAAAGAAAAAAAAAAAAACUCCAAUUGCCAUCAAUAGAAGAAGAAAAAAAGAAAAAAACUGAAGAUGAGAAAGUUUAACGGUUCCGAGUGCACUUUACCCCCUUAACAAAAUUCCUCUUCAACCUCUCCCACAAGAGAAAAAGACGGCGGAACAUUGGAGAAAAAAAAAACAAAAAUAAAUAACGGCGGUGAAAUGAAUACCUGUAGCUGCACCUGGUUCCGUUGACCAUAUCCCACGAAGUAGAAAUCGCUGGAUGAAAAAAAAAAGAUCGGCGAAAAAAAUAAAUAAUUAAAAAUCGGGCGGCGAAAAAUCGGCGGCCAACUCGUGAUAAUAUUUCCCCGAACUCUUCUUACCUAUUACGAAUACACCUAUACUUAUAGCUUAAAAAUUACACAAACGGCAUGCGAAAUUUUUUCACACGCACAUAUUUCCAUACGAACAUUCACAUCUAACACCGCGAAACUUUCCCCCCCCCCCCCCCCCCCCCCUACUCCGUUGUCCGAUUCUUCCCACCCCUGUAUUCCUAAUUAUCCUUCUUAUUUUUUUCAAAGAGCUUGUCCGAGACAAAAAAAAAAUGCAGAAACGCGGACGAUGACGACCUCGUAUGGAAGAAAGACACGCACACAAGUUACUAACAUUUACGUACCCGUGUAUAUACAUAUUUGUAUUGUAAAGUAAGUGAUAUUAUAUGUAUGUGUAUGUACUGUUCCAACGAAAACGAAGACUUUAUUAAGAUGAUUUAGAAAAAAAAAAAGGAAAAGAAAAAGAACGAAAUAAAGAAAAUCCAAAAAAAAAAUUACGAAAAACAACAAAAAUCUUGAAAAAUAAAAUAUUAUAAUAAAAAUUA